Liolophura sinensis is the source of this 11965-nucleotide messenger RNA. RefSeq names its product unconventional myosin-Va-like. Gene Ontology annotation, biological process: actin filament organization. The record is from RefSeq and is a predicted model, not a curated record. Gene Ontology annotation, cellular component: actin cytoskeleton; cytoplasm; membrane. NCBI's taxonomy places the organism in Eukaryota, Metazoa, Mollusca, Polyplacophora, Chitonida, Chitonidae. Gene Ontology annotation, molecular function: actin filament binding; microfilament motor activity; ATP binding.
CUUGUGUAUAUCUUUUACCGUCAAGGUGGGCGGAAAACGGAAAGGUGGCGAAAUUAACUAUUCAAGGAAGGGAGAAAAAACAUUUCCUUUGGAUGGAUCUGAAAUAUUCGUGGACUGUGAUAUGAUUUUGAUGCCAUAGUGGUCAGGAAGGGGUGAAAAUGUCGGCGUUGGAGCUCUACACGAAGGGGGCACGGAUCUGGAUCCCAGAUGCGGAUCUGGUAUGGCGCGCGGCAGAGUUACAGGAGGAUUACACCGGCAAACCCAACGCCAAGCUACAGAUCCUCUACGAGGACGGACCGGAAUCCACCAUCAGCAUCCCCGACAAGAGCAAACUACCACAUUUGAGGAACCCGGAGAUUCUUAUUGGUGAAAAUGACUUGACGUCUCUCAGUUACCUCAACGAACCAGAAGUUUUAUAUAACUUGAAGGUUCGGUUCGAGGAGCGUAACAUUAUCUACACAUAUUGUGGUAUUGUCUUGGUGGCAGUCAACCCCUAUGAGCAGCUGCCCAUCUACGGUAAUGACAUCAUCCAGGCAUACAGCGGUCAAGAUAUGGGGGCCAUGGACCCGCAUGUCUUCGCCGUGGCCGAGGAGGCGUUUAAACAGAUGAGCAGGUUUGAGCGGAAUCAGUCUAUCAUCGUGAGUGGCGAAUCCGGGGCGGGGAAGACAGUCUCAGCCAAAUAUGCCAUGAGAUACUUUGCUACAGUGGGCGGAUCGCAGGCGGAGACUCAAGUAGAGCAGAAGGUCCUCGCCUCCAAUCCGAUCAUGGAGGCUAUAGGGAAUGCAAAGACGAUACGGAAUGACAAUAGCAGUCGUUUUGGGAAAUACAUCGAGAUUGACUUUAGCAAACGUCUCAACAUCAUAGCUGCUAAUAUGAGGACAUACCUGCUGGAGAAAUCAAGGGUCGUGUUCCAGGCUCCCGAUGAGAGGAACUACCAUAUCUUCUACCAGUUAUGUUCAUCAGCUGACUUACCAGAGCUGAAGGCCUUUAAACUACGUCACCAAGACGAGUUUUACUACACAUGUCAAGGUCAGAGUCCGACCAUCCGUGAUGUGGAUGAUGCUGAAGACCUGGUUAAUACCCGGGCUGCGUUUUCACUUCUAGGUGUUGAAGACAAACAGCAGAUGACAAUCUUUAGGAUCCUGGCAGCCAUCUUACAUUUUGGGAAUGUCCAAAUUACAGAGAAAGAAGGCGAGGCCUGUGAAAUAGCUGCCAAUCACAGCCCUCUGUUGACGUCAUGUGACCUGCUGGGGGUGGAGGAGUCUCAGCUGAGGAUGUGGCUGUGUAACAGGAAGAUCAAGACAGUCGGAGAGACCCUCAUCAAACCCCUGUCCCUCAGCCAAGCGUUACUGGCCCGGGAUGCUCUCUCCAAAAGAAUUUAUGCCAAAGUGUUUGAUUGGAUCGUGACCCAGAUCAACAAGGCCCUGUGGAGCCAACAAAAACCUCACAAGUUCAUUGGAGUCCUUGAUAUUUACGGGUUUGAAACAUUUGAAUUGAAUAGUUUUGAACAGUUUUGCAUAAAUUAUGCAAAUGAAAAACUCCAGCAACAGUUUAACAUGCACGUUUUCAAAUUAGAACAAGAAGAGUACGUCAGAGAGCAGAUUGAGUGGUCAUUUAUCGAUUUCUAUGACAACCAACCUUGUAUAGAUCUGAUAGAACAGAAGCUGGGGAUUUUGGAUUUGCUGGAUGAGGAAUGUAAGAUGCCGAAAGGAUCCGAUAAGAACUGGUGUCAGAAGCUGUAUGACAAACACCUGAAGAAAUCUGAGCAUUUUGAGAAACCCAGAAUGUCCAACAUGGGCUUCAUCAUCAACCACUUCGCGGACAAGGUCCUGUACGACGCUGACGGAUUCCUGGAGAAGAAUCGAGACACUGUCUUAGAAGAUCAUAUUAAUAUUCUCAAGGCUUCGGAGGUGGAGCUGGUCUCUGAGCUGUUCAUGGAAACUGAAGACCAGCCAGAUAAGAGAGGACGAGGCCAUUCCUUCACCAUCAAGCCCAUGAGGGAGACCCCUCGUGGGGCUGUCAAGGAGCACAGGCGAUCCGUGGGGUCACAGUUCCGGGACUCCUUGCAUUUACUUAUGGAAACCCUGAAUGCGACAACGCCUCACUACAUCCGCUGUAUCAAACCUAACGAUCUCAAGGAGGCCUUCACGUUUGAGCCAAAGCGAGCAGUAGAACAGUUGAGAGCCUGUGGUGUCCUGGAAACCAUUCGCAUCAGUGCAGCUGGUUACCCAUCUAGAUGGAGCUAUGCCGAGUUCUUCCAGCGAUAUCGUGUCCUGGCUAAGUCAGGUGACAUCAAGAGAGAUAACCCAAGGAAAACUUGUGAGAACAUCCUGCAGAAACUGAUACAGGAUCCUGACAAGUAUCGAUUUGGAAAGACAAAGAUAUUUUUCCGCGCGGGCCAGGUGGCUUUCCUAGAGAAACUUCGCUCAGACAAGCUGCGUGCCGCAGGAGUGAUGAUACAGAAACAUGUGAGGGGUUGGCUACAGAAGAACCGCUACCAGAAAAUACAGCGCACUGUACGGCUUAUACAGUGUUAUGGCCGCGGACUGCUGGCCAGGAGACAUGCUCUGUUCUUGCGACAAACCAAAGCUGCCACAAGAAUCCAGAAGACGUGGCGAGGAUUCAAACUACGCAGAAAGUUCCUGUCCAAUCAACAGGCUGCCAUCAAAAUACAGCCCGGCGCCUGUUUGCCCCGUCGGCGUUUCCGCAGUGCGCGUGACAAUGCCAAAGCGGUGGUCAUCCAGAAGUGUGUGCGUGCCUGGCGUCUGAGGAAGCAAUACAAGCGCGUGGUGCACGGGAUCGUCCUGCUGCAGAGUCAUUUCCGCAGGCGCUGCGCCAAGAAGGAACUCAAGCAGCUUAAGAUUGAGGCUAAGUCUGUGGAGCACAUCAAAGUGGUUAACAAAGGCCUGGAGAAUAAGAUCAUUGAGUUACAACAACGACUGGAUAGCAAAGCCAAAGCUGAGAAUGAGGUUAAGGAGAAAGUGGACCAGGUGAACCAGCUGAAGAACGAGAUGGAGAAGAUGAGGGCCGAGAAGACUAAAGUCUCCACCAAUCAGAUCGCAGAGCUUGAGGCUGAAAUCGAGAGGCUUCGAGAAGAGCUGGCAAAGGAGAAGAGCGAGAAACAAGAUCUGAUGACAGAGAAAGAUCAACUCAUACAACAACACUCUAAGGUGAUCACUACCCUCCAAGACGAAAAGCUACAGCUGAAGGAGGAAGUGGAGCUGGCCAAUCAGAAGAUCCAGGAGCAGGAGCAAAAUACCGCAGAGAUCAUCAAGCAGAAGCUGAAAGAUGCGAACAAGCUGAUCGUGAAGGAGUUUGAAUCUGAGCGUGCUCACCACCAGAAGCUUGUUAAGGAACAUGCACGACUCCAGCAGCGUCUGGAGAACCUGCAGGGGGAGAUGAAGGUACUGACCUCGCCCCAGGGGCCUGGCCACUCACGCACCCCGUCUAACAUCAGCAUGGAAUCCUACACUAGCUCCGUCCUCGACACGGCUGACAAGUCACCGUCAGAGGAGGAGGAGACUGACAGAGCGGACCAGGGUUACUUCACAUCAAAGAAAGCUAAACGACCCGACAGCCUGAUUGACAAAGUGGUUAACGAGGUGACAGGUGCAAAACCAGAGGAAGGAGCAGAUGUCUCACUGAUUCUGAAGCUACAGGAGCGUGUGCGAUCUCUGGAGAAAGAGAAGGCGAAACUGUACGACGAGUUAGACAAGAGGGAGGAUGCUAGUCCAUCAGGCAAGAAACCACAGUUACAGGAGUCUGCGCUCAAUGCUCUCACGAUGCAAGAGUUACAGAAUGAGAAUGACAAGUUGAAGAGAGAGGUGAAGUCACUGAUGGCGUCCAUUGCUGGCAGUACAGACUUUGACACCAGUACAGAAGUGUCUCCAGCCGGCAAAGAGUUCAUGGGAAGGGGCCCUGCUAAGAAACAAAAAGUAGCCUGGAAUGAUCAAUUUGAGGCGAUGACUGACGAGUUGGAACGCCGACGAGAGGAAUGUCUACAGCUGCGUGCCAUGCUGGCUGACAGAAGCAUUGGCACACACGUCAUUGCUAAGGAGUUUUACGGCGGGAAGGACGAGCUAGUCAAUGAAGACAAUGAGAUUGAGAUGGCAUACAAGACUCAACGAGAUCUCAACAGGUUGCUACAGAAUGAGCUGGACAAGCGGGAAAAGGAGAGUCGGGCCAAAGAAACUCGCCUCCAGGAAGAGAUCCAUCAGUUGAAGAAGGACAAUGAGCGCCAGCAGAAACUUAUUGGCCAGACCAAUAACAGGCGAGAUAGAGCAUCCAAGAGUAAGAGGACACUGGAUUUACCUCCCAAUGCUUCAAUUGAAGCACGAUUGCAGCAUGAGAUCACCAGACUAAUGGAGGAGAACCUGGACCUGCGUGAGACAAUCAGCAAGCAGGUGGAGAAAAUCAGAAAGCUGAAGAAGAUGCUGAAGGUCUAUGCUCGCAGACUCAAUGACGGAGAUGGAGUAAACUGGCGAACUUUGACCUCUGCUGUGUCCCUCACUCCCUCCACCGCUGCUGAGAUUGAGGCUGAGCUGGAGAAGGAUGAGCAGCAGGGUGGUAUGGGUGUGGUGCCCUCUGUCAAACAUCGCGACCGCGAGUACAUGGGCAUGCUGGAGUACCAGAAAGACGACGAACCUGCACUCAUCAAGCACCUUAUUACAGAUUUAAAACCACGCCUGGCAUCCACCUUAUUGCCGGGCUUGCCAGCUUACAUCCUGUUUAUGUGUGUGAGGCACACGGAUUACGCUCAUGAUGAUGUCAAGGUCCGGUCACUUCUCACCAACACCAUUGUCAGCAUCAAGAAGGUUGUCAAGAAGCACACUGAUGAUGUGGACCGCGUGACCUUGUGGCUGGCAAACGUGUGCAGAUUCCUACAUAACCUCAAACAGUACAGUGGCGAAGAGGUUUUCCAGACUGAGAACACGAGUCGUCAGAAUGAGCAGUGUUUAAGGAACUUUGACCUGUCUGAGUAUCGACAGGUGUUCAGUGACCUGGCAGUCUGGAUCUAUCAACUACUCAUCAAGACCAUGGAGGAACGUGUACAACCCAUGAUUGUCCCGGCUGUGUUAGAACAUGAAGCUAUCGCGGGACUGACAGCCAGCAAGCCCUCAGGGAUGAGGGGUCGUUCCUCCAGCAACGCCCGUGACCAUGACAAAGAUUAUCUCCUGGAUGACCUCAUGAAACAUCUGAACCUAUACUACAAGACUUUACAGAGUCACGCUGUGGACCCAGAGCUCAUCAAGCAAGUUUUCAAACAGUUGUUCUACUUUGUGUCAGCCGGGGCCCUGAACAACCUGUUGUUGAGGAAGGACAUGUGUAACUGGUCUAAAGGCAUGCAGAUUAGGUAUAAUUUGAGUCACCUGGAGCAGUGGUUGAGAGACCAUAAGUUGCAGGAGACAGGAGCCCAGGCUACCCUGGAGCCUAUCACACAGGCAUCUCAACUGCUACAGGCCAGGAAGACAGAUGCUGAUGUUGAUAGUAUCUGUGAGAUGUGCUCAAACCUCACUGUGGCUCAGAUUGUGAAGAUCCUGAACCUGUACACACCUGUGGAUGAGUUUGAGGAACGCGUCCCGAUCUCAUUCAUCCGUAAGAUACAGGAGAAAUUAAAGAGUCGUCCUAACCCUGAUGGGAACAACACCCUACUGAUGGACGCUAAGCAUUCGUUCCCGGUCACAUUCCCCUACAACCCCUCAGCCAUCGCCCUGGAAACCAUUGAGCUGCCGGACAGUCUCCACCUGAGCUUCCUGAACAGACUCUGAUCGAUUAAGGGGAGAUAACCCAAGCCUCCUCAACGUGUUGGUUUGUUGUAUUAAAGUGGUCAUAGUGUCAUUAGUGGAGGUAACUAUGUUCUUCCAGGCUGAGAGGCUCAUGCAUUUAUCUCUGCAUGCUUGUAGCUAGCCAAAGCCUUCCUAGUGGCUGUGCACACUUUAGAUGGAGACAGUUUUUAGGCAAGAUUUGCGUUAAAUUGCACAAUUUAACGCUGUAAUGGGAGGAUAGAAAGGCAGAGAUCUUUAGUGCAGAUGGUGAUUUUGAAAACCACACAUUUUUUUUUUAGUGUUUAGUCAAUAGCAUUCUUCUUAUUUUUGUCAGAAAUCACCUUUUCAAGGAAGUGUUAGGUUUCAAACUCAAAGAGUAUGAGCAGUAUAUGUUGACUAAGAGAAUGAAAACUGAAGUAAGAUUAGUGUUCAGCAUCACAGGCUUUUGCAAGAUGGACUGUAACUUGUCUCACUUGGGCAGCGUGUCCUUGUGCGUGUAAACCUUAGUGAAUUUACAAUGGGGACAGGAAAAAGAAUUGAUGUUUAGUAGGUUGUCUCCCUUGGCCAGGACAUAUGGUUGGCCUGUAGAUGAGGUAUGUGUAGUGCAUUUGACUUAAAAGGGAACAUGUAGAGGCAGGUAUAAAUUAUAAAACAUUUUUUUUUUCUUUAUUAAGAUACAUGUUCACAUAUGAUCUUCCAAACAAACCGCAAAACACUUUUUCUUAGAUCAAUAGAACUCACAGGAUCAGACAAAAUAAGAAACUUCAUUAAUCAUGAAAUCUUAAGUUGAAUAAUUUCCAUAACUAAUUAGUACUGUAUUAUAUGGUAUUAAAAAUUAAGGACAUCAAGCACUGGUAUCAACACAUGAUGUCUAGGAAUCAGUAUUGUGACAUCCAAUCAGUGUAGUGGAUUGAUUUGAUUUAUUCCGUCGCACAUUUGAAAUACGACGUUAAUCUGCCCAUUGCCGGUGUGUGUAGAUGCUGGUCAUCAUUUGUAUGUAGCCAUAGGAGAUCAACAUAAUGGUGUAAACGUUAAUAAAUUUUAUUAUUUUAGAGAAAUAAUAUAGUAAGGCUAUAAUUCAGGUCUGCACAACAUUUUACGUAUGACUAUACUUGUAUUUGGAGAGAGACUUGUAAUCAAGUUGAAUAAUAAUAAAGUUGAAUAAUAAUAAUAAUUAAUAUGAAUUUGGACUGAACAAGCUGAAGAUUUGUCCCACAGCCUUCAUUUCAUGGGAAUGACUGGCGUCCGUUACAACAUAUUUAUAUUAAGGAAUAAAUCUGUGAGUAAGAGUUGAAAGCCAAUUAAAAUGUAUUGAACAGAAAACGUUGGUCACAUCUUGUCAGGACAGUUUUGUGUCUGAAGACAGUUUUGUUAAGAGAGCAGUCGUUGGAAGCAGGGUGGUACAUGCAUUGGAUCCGUGGCUGAGAGGGCAUAACUGGAGAAGGGGAGGUAAUCCAUGUAUUUUAUAGCGGAAUACUUCAGAGAGAAAAAUGGAAGAAAUAUUGUGAAUUCUUUUUGUUUUCUUCGAAAGUUUUUUUUAUAAAAAAAAAGUUAUCUGUCUCUGUGCAGUCAUAUGUGAGAGCAUGUGGGUUUCCCCGGGGCUACCCUCGAUUUGCUCUCACCAUAAUGCUGGCCGUGGUCAUAUAAGUGAAAUUAUACGAAAUUUAUCUAAAUUGCAAUGUAUAAACAAAGGUACUUUUAGUAUUCACAGCAUUUACCAAAACCCAAAUCUGCAGCACACAAAGGUGAAGUUCUGUGUGAAUUUUCAUAUAUUAUUUUAUAGACAGAGAGGCAAAGUUUUAGAAAAUAUUAUGAAAUGAUAAUAUAUAAUUUGGAAAUAAGCUGACAUCUGAACAGCUCCAUCACGUUGAGGUGCAAGUGUAUGUGUAUAUAGUAGUCCUGGGAUGAUGUUUUAUUUAUUCUAAUUUGUGCUGUUGUACAUGAAGUAUCUGUGUAUUGUCUGAGUAGGUCGCAUUGCUCUGCACCCCUAUAACUCCACAGUCACAAAAAAGCUAUGUGUACUUGUAACUUUAAAUGUCUACCUAAUGUUGGUUAGCGUAAAAGUAAGAGGAGAAGGUGUUCACAUUUUCAACUCCAUGAACAGGCUGACCGUGUAACAAGUUGCACACCUGACUGCAGAACUGCUUGUAAUGUGCAGACGUUUAUGAACUUUUGCAUCUUGUAACAAAGCCGGUUGCAAUACUGUUUUCCUUAAAAGCUUGAUUACAUACAAAUGUUAUGUGAGAAUGUAAAUCUUAAAAGAUCGUAAUUUCUGUGUUGUUUGUUUCGCAGUUUGAAGGUUCAAACCUGCCUUUGAACAGAUUUUGUCUUAUCCAGAAAGUCCUCUCCUUGCCAGUGUUAUCUGACCGGGUUGACCUUCUCAUUGAAUUCAUGCAAUGUUUUUUUAAACUGCAAAGAUGAACCCAGAAUAUAUUAAAGCACAAAACUAGUCAGAAGUUAAAGAGGCUUGUACACUUUCUGCUUGAUGUGUCCAUUACUCUUUAACUGGACGGUGAUUUGUGACAAUUUAAAGUCUUUGUUAAAAUGUUGUAUAAAAGCACUGUUUGUAGAGACUUAAAGUAUUUUUUGCGUGUAUAGUUGCUGUCUGUAGAUUUUUUUAUGCUUUGCAGAAAGUAUGUUGAGAUUUUUGCAAUUUAUGUAAAUACUGAUGCAGUAGGCAUUUUGAUUGGUUGAAAGAGAUGUAUCAUAGAUUUUGAUUGGGUCAGAGCCUAUCCAAGUGAUUAUUACUGCAUUCCUCUUAGAUAAAAAGUCAGCUUGUAACCGAUAAAUGUUUAUCACUUAUCAGAGUUCUUUACUAUUUACGAACUAAAAUGGUAUAUCGUGAUGAAAAGCUGUGGAACAGUCAUUAGUUAGCAAGUUUCCAAAAAGGGGAGAUAAUUCUCUUAUCCUGCAACCACUGGAGAGCAUUAUGGGCUACAAGCUGACAGGAAACAUUUCAAACACCACUGAAACUUAAUCAUUUUGAUGGUGAUGGAAGGGUAGAUAACCCUCGUCGGCGAGGAUGGAGUGACACAACAAAGAAUCUUGAAUUUGGUCUGGUCAUUAUUUGGUCUUCUUAAAUUCUGUCACUGAUUCUUUAUAAUAAUAGUUAUUACCCCAAGAUUUAAUUUAUCUAUUUAUAUAAACUUGCAUUAUUGUGAGAAGAAUUUCAAGAAAGGCUGCAAUGAGAUUAGUCAUGAUUUAUUAAUAUAUAAAUUAAGUGGUUGUCUGAAACAGCUGAGGUCUGAGGACAAGUGAAGUUUUCAAAUGGUAAAGAGUUUAAGGGAUAUUUUCAAGUUAUAUUCGAAAUGAUUCUGAAGAAUCCUGAAAUAACAUCUCAGUUUAUGAAUGAUAGGGAAAAUGAAAUAAGAAUAUUACUGCAAAGCUUUAGAACUGGUGAUUGCUUUUAUAAGCAAAAUCUUGUGCAUGCACUUGCUAAACAUACAUUACUUACUUAUGUAUACUCUUUUGUCAUAUGUGGGUGUUCAUCAUUUGUGUUAUCUUUAUAUUACUUAACCUGUGUUCAUAUUUAAUGAGGGUAAACCAAAAAUACUGUUAAGUUUUUUCAUUACUAUACUUGACGCCAUGCAGUGCCCUCUGGUGAAAACAGCCGAAAUUGAAUACAGGGACACAACUUUCCCCCCCCCCCCCCUGUACAAAGGGUAUGCAAUAAGACAAAAACAUUAGCCACACUGUUUCUUUCCCCCAGUGCAUGGCGUUGUUUUGUUACUUCACAUUCCAUGUGAGAUCUCAAGAACUGAUAAAAUUUAGUGCUGUUUUAUUCGUGAUGAUGAACUUGAUUCAAGACGCUACCAUGGAGAUUUGGGAUUAGAAUUCAACAUUAUGAUGGAUUUGCUUAUCUGUCCAAGGCAGGUGCAUGUUGGAUUCAACUUGGAUGUAAAUUUUUGGGGUCAUGAUAAAUGGCGUAUUUUCCCCUAUACUUGUGUAUUAAAAUGGAAAUAAUAACAUAAUCGAAGUAUUUUACUUUAAUACUGUUAAAACAAUGCACCAGGAAGAAUAAUAACACCUCAACUGUGUGCUCUUGAAUUUUUUUCCCAUUUCUCCCGUAGCCGGAUAUGUAUAACUGUUCCAAGGUUAAUUGUAUAUAAAGUUUUCUGUAAAGUGAAAGAGGGGUUUCCUAUUUAAUGUUGAGAAAAGUUUCCCCAGUGGACUCAUUUUGCGGGAACAACUCUACUGUUUGUAUAUACAGUAUGCACAGGUUUACUGUGAUUGGCUAUUUUGGACGAACACUGUUACAGGCUUGCUGUGAUGGGCUAUUUUGGAGGAACACUGUUACAGGCUUGCUGUGAUUGGCUAUUUUGAAGGAACACUGUCACAAGCUUGCUGUGAUUGGCUAUUUCGGAGGAACACUGUUACAGGCUUGCUGUGAUUGGCUAUUUUGGAGGAACACUGUUACAGGCUUGCUGUAGGCGCUCAUUUUAUAAAGUUUGUGCGGCUGUGUUUCGUGAAAACAGAAGUGCGUUUUGAGGGUUAUAUAUGUAUAUAUAUAAACAGUUUAUGGCGGUGUAGAAGGUUGCACAUUUUAUAGUGAUACAGGUUUGCAGAUUAUUAAUAAAGUAUGUGACCUUUAUAAAUUAUGCAGAUGACACUGGUCGGUGGGUUUAAACAAUAUAGCGGCAGCUUGACCAUGAACUCUUAAACUUAACUACCGAGAUAAAAUACUCAUGAAACAACAUUUACGUUGGACUUGUAUAAAUUUAAAUUUCAUUUAAAUGUUGAAAUUAUUCUGAAUGUGUGAAAAAUGUAAGGGAGUUAAAACUUGUGCUGUUAAACCUAAUGAAUUCUUUGGAUAAGGACAAUUUGAUAUUCAAGUUGAGGUGUUUUGGGGGUAAUACAGUGCAAUGGCCAGUGUUGAUAAUUUCUCAAAUUCACAAAAGUUGUGAUUAGAUAUCCCUGACUCUGAUAAUGAUCUGAUGACAAUGUUGAAAUUCCCAUUAAAUAAACAUUGCUGGUAACGAAUGUUAGCUGUAAGCCCAAUCGGCGUUUCAGGGGUCUCGCGAGUUCACGCAGAUAUAGUCGAGACAGGUGGGGGCUCUCGCAAGCUACCACAGCUAAAAGACUUAGGUUUACAUUAGAUGCCAACGGCACCGUCGAAUCGACAGAUCAGAGAGAUGUGCAUGCAAUCCCGCAACUACCGUAAAAUAACGUCUUUUAUCUACGUUAGUUUGUGAGAGCCCCCACCUGUCUCGUCGAUAUCUGCGUGAACUCUCGAGACUCCUGAAACGUCGAUUGGGCUCAUUGGAAUGGCAGGUUUGGAGGAAAAGCUGUAGCUACAUGUACAAUAAGCACCAAAAGAGCUCUCCCAGAAUUUAAAGAUAGCUUAAAGGGAUACAGAACCUUUGCUGAUUCGCUGAGGUGAAAGGUAGUUUCAGACUAUGCCUAGGCUAAGCUGAAAUAUAGGUACUGUACAUUUGUUCAAAGGUGAACAAGGCUGUAGGACUUCACCCAGGAAAUCCUAUCUCAACUGACAGCCAGUCAGCGUGUAGCCUGUAUCCCUUGUAUCCCUCACGCAUGUCCAGUCCCCGUAUAGACGCUCUAACAAGAAGCUUGUUAAAAUUAACUGUUAAUCAUUGUAACCAAAGCUGUGAUUCCGCUGCACCUGUAAUGAAGAGGAUGUGGCGGACAUUUUGUUCCGUUCCAUAUAGAUUUGACUUAUGCAAUGCUUUUGUUGAAUUUUUUUUUUUUUAUUAGAAACAUCAGUGAGAUUUCUUUCUCGAGACACAAGUCUCAUUUUUAAUCAGUAGCGUUAUUUGUGAUAUAAGAGGGAUUUGUUCAUGUCUGUCUCUUCUGCUGAUAUAUAGAAGACCGAUUCGAAAAGCUAUUCUUGACUCGGAUGUAUGUCAAAAUUUGAAAUGGGAUCUUUUGGCCAUAAAAAUUUUGACGUUCUCAGUAAGAUAAAUAUGUCAGAUGUCAAAUUAUUUAGUACCAAAAGCUAAGCAUGGUGACGAGGUUUUAAAGUAUGAAUAGAGUCAGAAAUGGCUUAUUGGAACCCAACCUCCUUCCCCACCCCUCAGGCACAGGGCCACUUUGGGUUUUAGCGAAACUAUGUGUCCAGGCCAGUCAUAUGUAAGUGGACAUGGACAACUCUAAUGACUUGUUUUGAGUUUCUUUGGCUCUGAGUGAAACACGCCGUGCAAACAGCUUUGGUCAAGUCUUGUUACUGUUUAAAGGAAUCUACA